This is a messenger RNA of Periconia digitata, 857 nucleotides long. The record is from the annotation of a GenBank genome assembly. Lineage: Eukaryota; Fungi; Ascomycota; Dothideomycetes; Pleosporales; Periconiaceae.
CGCUCUUCAAACGUCAUCCGGAGAAUUUUGUUAAGCUUCUUUGAUAUAAUGGCGUCUAUUGUGACAUACCGCACUCCUUGUUCAGGUGACCAGCAUGGCGUUUACCAACAUUUCCCAAACAAACACAGUCAUCAGAGUCCGCCACUGGUAAUCUGCAUUAAGAAUUCUUACUAUGAUGAUAACACUGUAUAGUUAUAGUUGACGUCAUUGUAUGCUAUGUACUUGAUGGCGGUAAGGCCUUAAAUUGACAUUUGACAAGUUUCAUCGCAUAUUAUUAGAUGCGACACGAACAGACUGCUUUAUGGGAUUCAGACGAAUCGGCUGCACGAAAGUUGGAGGGUCCAAUUGUUGCUCAGGCCAUCCACAUGUUUUUGCCCGCUAGGCUGUCACUCUCCGCAUACCCCUUAGGGGGCCUCAUAUUUUAUUGCAAAUCACCGCAUACACGUACACAUUGACUACAAGGGUUAAUGUUUGUCUUUUUAUAUUACUUCACAUAAGAUCCCUGUAUGUGGUCUAAGCUCGUUGCCAUUUUACAUCCGCUCCGUUCAAGCUUCGGGACGUUAAGGCUCUCCGUUCGGGCCUGACCAUAUCGAGUUCAGGCAACCCACCCACUCGAACUACUCCGCGAAGACCCAAUAACCUAGCGAAGAAAUCUAAUCUCGGUUAUUGGUGGAUUGCAUAACGAGCGAGCUCUACUUUCCAUCUCAGCGGCGACUUGCAGCGGAGGAUCAAGAAGCUUAUGCUGCAGCCACACAGUUUGUAAAUCUACCGACGCUCAGGAAUGUUUGUACUGCCAGAAUGAUAUAGCACAGUCCUGGGGAUCAUGGCGUUCAUCGGCAACGCUACACGCUACUCCA